GAGACGCCAUGCAUUCCAUAUUUUCUGACAUGUAGGCAUGAGGAGUUAAACUGCCGGCACUCUUUGUGGGCUGAAAGCCACCCCCACACAAGGAAGUGCUUAUAUGUCUCAGGCAGGAAAAGGGAAGUGGGGCAGUUUGUGAGUAGAAAGUUUUCUUUACUUCAUUCAGAGUUCCGCCGGAGUUCGUGUUGACUGCUCAGAGUCCAUGAACUGAGGCUCCUGCUCUCACCUCAUCGGCCCGUUCUCUCCUCAGCUUUCUGCAGUCCGGUCAUCAGCCAUGGCUUACCACAGUUUUCUACUGGAACCCAUCAGCUGCCAUGCCUGGAGCAAGGACAGAACCCAAAUUGCAUUGUGUCCAAACAAUCAUGAAGUUCAUAUCUACAAGAAGGAUGGAGUCAGGUGGACAAAGAUCCAUGAACUGAAGGAGCACAAUGGCCAGGUGACAGGCAUCGACUGGGCCCCGGAGAGCAACCGUAUCGUCACCUGCGGCACCGACCGCAACGCCUACGUGUGGAGCCUGAAGGGCGACGCAUGGAAGCCCACCCUGGUCAUCCUCAGGAUUAACCGCGCUGCCCGCUGUGUCAAGUGGUCCCCCAGAGAGAACAAGUUUGCUGUGGGGAGUGGCUCCCGCCUCAUCUCAGUCUGCUACUUUGAGCAGGAGAAUGACUGGUGGGUUUGCAAACACAUCAAAAAGCCAAUUCGCUCCACAGUCCUCAGUUUAGACUGGCAUCCCAACAAUGUGCUGCUGGCUGCCGGAUCCUGUGAUUUCAAGUGCAGGAUUUUCUCUGCCUACAUCAGAGAGGUGGAGGAGAAGCCAGCACCCACACCCUGGGGCUCCAAGAUGCCUUUUGGGGAGGUGAUGUUUGAGUCAACUGGCACUGCUGGGUGGGUCCACAGUGUGUGCUUCUCCAGCAGUGGGAACCGGGUGGCCUGGACCAGCCAUGACAGUAUGGUGGCUGUGGCUGAUGGUGGGAAGACCACUGUUAUCAACAGCCUGAGCUCGGAAACCCUCCCCCUCCUGUGUGUGACGUUCAUCACUGAGAACAGCUUGGUAGCAGCGGGGCAUGACUGCUACCCAGUGCUCUUCGUUUAUGAUGCCGACAAGGCGACUCUCACCUUUGGUGGAAGGCUGGAUGUGCCCAAGCAGAGUUCCCAGCGAGGAAUGACCGCCAGGGAGCGCUUCCAGAACCUGGACAAGAAGGCCACCUCCGAGACCAAGGAAGCCGGGCUGGAUUCCCUGCACAAGAACAGCAUCAGCCAAAUCUCUGUUCUGGAUGGUGGAAAAGCCAAGUGUGCUAAAUUCUGCACCACUGGAAUGGAUGGGGGGAUGGCAAUUUGGGAUGUCAAGACACUAGAAUCUGCAAUGAAAGAUCUGAAGAUAGUUUAACAUGUUGUAAUCAAAUUCAAAUGGUAACUUCUACAUCAACCUUUUUGUAUAUCCACACUACAUUCACAUUGUACUAGCAGUCAUGUCAUCAAUAAACAAAAGAUCCAUCGGAGUGCGUUCUGAA
Molecule: messenger RNA, 1511 nt
Organism: Anguilla rostrata (American eel)
Lineage: Eukaryota; Metazoa; Chordata; Actinopteri; Anguilliformes; Anguillidae
Gene: arpc1b
Product: actin related protein 2/3 complex, subunit 1B
Exons: 10
Coding region: 278-1387 (369 amino acids)
Biological process (GO): Arp2/3 complex-mediated actin nucleation
Cellular component (GO): Arp2/3 protein complex; actin cytoskeleton
Molecular function (GO): actin filament binding
Source: RefSeq, a predicted model, not a curated record